Molecule: messenger RNA, 1958 nt
Organism: Tricharina praecox
Lineage: Eukaryota; Fungi; Ascomycota; Pezizomycetes; Pezizales; Pyronemataceae
Product: concanavalin A-like lectin/glucanase domain-containing protein
Exons: 2
Coding region: 241-1632 (463 amino acids)
Biological process (GO): endoplasmic reticulum organization; endoplasmic reticulum to Golgi vesicle-mediated transport; Golgi organization
Cellular component (GO): endoplasmic reticulum membrane; COPII-coated ER to Golgi transport vesicle; endoplasmic reticulum-Golgi intermediate compartment
Molecular function (GO): D-mannose binding
Source: RefSeq, a predicted model, not a curated record
UGGAACAGCCACCAAAGCUCUAAGGACACCUGUCGAAACGCGAGGCCACGAGCGAUACUUGUACCGUCCCACCCACUCCCACUAACUACCCCGCAAGAAACAACCUCAAACUUCCACGAAGAAGUGCCUUCAACUCGAUUUACUGCCUCCUGCCAGUCCCCGCUGCACCGGCUGCAGUUCUCCCAUUCCAAGUGCUAGUCUUUGUUUCCUUGUGUUGCGAUCCAUCUCCCACCACACAACAUGAAGCUACAAUGGAGCUUGCUGGCUGCUGUUGCAGCUGCUUUUGCGCUGGCGGAUGAUAGACCAUACGAAGUGGACUCCGAUUUCUCUAUAGGAUCGCGGCAUCCGAUAUCCGACGACCGGCGCAAUAUCCAGAACUUCGAGAUAUUUGGCACACCUCAACUCUUCGGCGACAGAGUGAUCCUCACACCUCCAGUCUCUGGAAACCAACGCGUGGGUGUAUGGGGCAAGAUGUCAAACGUCCACGACGAGUGGAUACUGACCACCGAUUUCCGAGUGUCCGGAGGCGAGCGCGCAGGCGGUACUCUUCACCUGUGGUACACAUCGCGGGGUUCCAAGAGUGGGUCCGGAACGGGUCAGGACACGAUAUACACCAGUCCGCCUUGGGAUGGAUUGGCUCUGGUCGUCGAUACGCACACAGGCGCCCCGCAAGUGAGGGGUUACCUGAACGAUGGGAGGACGGAUUACUCGAAGCAUCACAACCCCACAUCUCUUGCCUUUGGACACUGCGAUUUCGACUACCGGAAUAAGGGUUCGCUUUCUCAGAUCAAGGUCACUCAGAAUACCAACCUCUUCAAAGUCGAGGUGGACGGAAAAAUGUGCUUCCAGACCGACAAGAUCCGACUUCCCAAGGGUUACUUCUUCGGUCUCACUGCGGCGACGUCGCAGAUUCCCGACAGCUUCGAGCUUUUCAACUUCCUUGUCGGCGCUCCCCAUGGAGGAUACGAAGUGCCCAAGGAUCAGCACCAACAGCAAUACCAGCAACAGGGCAAGCCGCAGCAGCAACAGGGAAAGCCUCAGCAGCAACAACAGCAACAGCAGCAGCCGCAAUCCGGAAAAGGAUCCAAGAAGGCGCCCCAUGAACAAGUUUUCGAGGAAUGGCUUUCGGAGCCCGGAGAGGAGGAUCACGAAGCCAUGUAUUACAAAUCCGCCGAAGAACAGUUCACAAAUCUUCACAACCGCUUGCAGGGCCUGACUCACCACCUUGCCGCAAUCCAAACCCAGCUCGGAAUGAUCUACGACACAAUCGACACCCUUCAUCACAAGGAAGACCAGUGGCGAGAUGAAAGCCGGGGGUCCAAUGUUCCUCGCGAACAGAUCAACAAGCUGGAGGCACGGCUCGAGGUCAUCGAGAACAUCUCGAUGCAGAUUGCACAGGCGAUGACUUCGAAGGACUACACCCAGCACUUUGAGGAGCUCCGAAACACCCUUAAGGAGCAUCACAUGAACCUGCUCUACUCAGUGCCUGACAGUGUUACCCAGGUUCUGGCGACGGGAGGACCCAAGAUCGGCAUGAUGGUGACGAUUGUUGUGUUGGUCCAGGUAGGGUUGGCUGUGGCAUACGUAAUUUACAAGAAGAGACGAAACAGCUCGCCGAAGAAGUAUUUGUAGAGACGUACGUGAGUCUGAGUGUGUGCCGAUAGGUUUUUGAUGUCUGGAACGAAGGAAUGGGUAUGGGCAGAUUCAUGAGAUGGGACCUGGCUGGAUGGCUGCUUGGAUGAAAUGGGUGGUUUUCUUUCUUUCUUUUUCUUUGGAAUAACGUCAUUUCUUCCUCUCCUUCUUCCUCUUUUCAUUAUGGGCUGCUUACUCCUUGCUCGAAUUGCGGUGCUCUGAUGCUGUCUGCUUUCAACAUUGUCUUCGUUGUACAUUACGGGUAAAAAAAGUUGAGACGAGUGAAGGGAUUAUACGAGCAGUUGGCUCCUAGAUACUAUUUGCAC